AUAUUCGGUUCGUUAUAUUAACAAAGAAAAUAGUUUCAUACAAGGCUUAUACGAAUCUUGGUCCUUGACAUGCUUUCAAAUUUUAAAACAUAGUUGUUUUGAAAUAAUUGAAGUUAAUUUCUAACUUGUUUCACACAUCUGAAAUCUGUCGCAAAUACCGAGUCAGUUUUUUCUAGCUUCAAAGUGACUGUGAAAAUGGGAGUCUACAUAUAUCAAAUGCGCCCGGUGCUGUUCCUUUUUUACAUGAUUGAAACAAUGGUCAACAUGUUCGUGAUCCUCUUGCAUCUGAAAGGAUGGACUUGGAUCGACAACUUAGGACACCACUUGUAUCUGGUUUUCUGUUACAUAUUUACGGUGCUGACACUCUUUGCCUCCAUAAACCUGUGCACCGGAAACCAUACUUCGAUCGUCGAGGAGGUAGUUCGUCCGCUUGCCGGAUUCAUCGUCUACACGAUCUGCUCAUUGAUGAUACUGCGCGAUGCCGAGUCGGACUUCUACAUUCUGUACGCCGACGAAAAGCCGGAGGAUCUGAUCCUACCGGAGAAGCCACUGCAUCCGUACUUUCAGUAUUUGCGCGCCCAGGCGACUUCCUGUUUGGUGGCCAGUCUGAUCUAUCUGCUGCACUGCCUCAUCGCCGUGGAUGUCCUGCUGUCGAACGAGGACUCGGAUGACGAGCGGGAGACUUCCGACACCUCCGACGAACUUGCCGACGAGUUGGAUUACGUGCCGGUGCGUCUGUACGUCCUCGGGGGAACGGUUCAGCACUGGCUGGAACAGUUCGAGUGGUUCCAGGACUUCACCACCAGUGGAAUUAAAGUAAUAUGAUCUUUUGAAACAUCUAGAAGCUCGCAAAGCUCAGAAAUAAAAAAUCAACUAAGAGGUUAUCACAGUCUUAACUAUUUCGUUGGGUUAUUAAA
Messenger RNA from Drosophila gunungcola (fruit fly), 917 nucleotides. RefSeq lists its product as uncharacterized. NCBI's taxonomy places the organism in Eukaryota, Metazoa, Arthropoda, Insecta, Diptera, Drosophilidae. Bases 196 to 825 code for a protein of 209 amino acids. The record is from RefSeq and is a predicted model, not a curated record. The transcript has a single exon.